This is a messenger RNA of Didymosphaeria variabile, 1242 nucleotides long. RefSeq lists its product as uncharacterized. Gene Ontology annotation, biological process: amine metabolic process. The coding region runs from base 1 to 1242 and encodes 413 amino acids. Gene Ontology annotation, cellular component: plasma membrane. The record is from RefSeq and is a predicted model, not a curated record. The transcript has 2 exons. Gene Ontology annotation, molecular function: primary methylamine oxidase activity; copper ion binding; quinone binding. NCBI's taxonomy places the organism in Eukaryota, Fungi, Ascomycota, Dothideomycetes, Pleosporales, Didymosphaeriaceae.
AUGAGUCCGGCCGGCAUUGCUCUGCACGACAUCCGCUUCCAGGGCGAAAGAAUCGUGUACGAAGUAGCGAUGCAAGAGGCACUCGCUCACUAUGCAGGCCCCGACCGCGAUCAGACUUUUGCAUCAUACCUGGAUGUCGGUAUUGGGUUCACUCAAUUCAAUCUGAUCCCAGGCUACGACUGCCCAAGCUAUGCGACCUACACGAAUGCUUUUUGCUUGUUCGAAUAUCCAAAGGACUUCCCCAUGAACCGACACCAAGCAUUCGACUACUACCACGCAACAAAGAAUGUCGCUUUUCUCGUGCGUAGCGUCAGCACUGUUGGCAACUACGACUACCAAACUACAUACGAGUUCUACCACGAUGGGUCGAUGCAGGUAGUCGUCCGGGCUUCCGGAUAUAUACAGGGCUCAGAUUUGGCGAACAGUACCGCUGACUGGGACUAUGGCUUCCACAUCCGAGAUCAACUCUCCGGCUCUAUGCAUGACCACGUGCUGAACUUCAAGUUGGACAUGGAUAUCCACGGUACACAAAACAGCCUCUUUAAAACAGAGUUUGUGCCCCACACCCAGGUCUACGACUGGUCAAACGGCGAACCAAUCAACACAAUGAAGGCCGAGCGCAGCUUCGUCGCCAACGAAGACCAAGGCAAAAUACACUGGUCCCCGAACGCAGCAGCCGCAUACGCCGUCGUAAACAAAGACGCGAAGAACGACCUCGGAGAAUACCCAGGCUUCCGCGUCUACCCGUCAACAGGAUCAAGCAUCCACCUCACCGUCGAGAACUCCUCCGUCUUUUCCAACGCCGUCAAUUGGGCAACCCACCCCUUCUAUGUCCUCCGCCGCAAAGACUCCGAACCAGUCUCCGCGCACCCCGCCAAUUCCCAGGACCCUAAAAAACCGCUGGUCGACUUCAAUGAUUUCUUCGACGGAGAAUCUCUUGAUCAAGAGGAUCUGGUGCUUUACUUUAAUCUGGGCAUGCAUCAUAUGCCUGAUACGUAUGACCUGCCUAAUACGGUGUUUAUGGGAUCGCAAUCCGGGAUUACUAUUCGACCGCAGAAUUACUUGAGGAGCGAGAAUUCGAUGUCUACGAGGCAGCAGAUUCACAUUACUAGCAAGGACAACAAGACUGUUGUUGAGACAUAUGGAGAGAAACGGCCGAGUGGCGCGUUUGAUUUGGACAAGGCAAAUCCGGACCCGGCUGCUUAUCCGGUGCCUUGUGACACCUGCGGGGCUGAUGCUUAA